This is a messenger RNA of Phycodurus eques (leafy seadragon), 925 nucleotides long. Its product is annotated as heat shock factor-binding protein 1. The transcript has 3 exons. Gene Ontology annotation, molecular function: transcription corepressor activity. Gene Ontology annotation, biological process: cellular heat acclimation. Gene Ontology annotation, cellular component: cytosol; nucleus. NCBI's taxonomy places the organism in Eukaryota, Metazoa, Chordata, Actinopteri, Syngnathiformes, Syngnathidae. Bases 104 to 331 code for a protein of 75 amino acids. The record is from RefSeq and is a predicted model, not a curated record.
UCGCAGCUAACGCUACUGAUGAGCCACUUUCUCCUUUAUUUACAUGAAAGAAAAAAAGGACGUUUACUGCACGCGGAGCGGUGAGCGAAACGCUUGCUAAAGGAUGUCAAAAACUGAGUGCAAAACGGCCGAAGAGAUGACACAGGCGAUGGAAGAAACAAUGCGGCUACUCCGGGAACGCUUCCAAGCCAUCUCCGAACAUUUGGAAGUGAAAAUAGACGAGAUGGGAACACGAAUCAGCGGUCUGGAGGAAAACGUGACAGAGCUCAUGACGCAAGCCGGCAUGGACGAUCAAUCCAUUUCCAAAGUGGCCGACCUUCUUUCUCAAUAGACGCAACUACACGGAUGUCGCUCAUCAAGUAUCAAAUGCCGAACAAUCAUGCACACCUUCACUACCUCGAUGCAGCAAUUAAAAUCCUUUUUUUUGGUUUUGGUUUUUUUGUAAUUGAAUAUUCUAUUUAGUGUAGGGUGCUGAAACUGCUAACUUUGACACUUUAAAACAAAAAUAGAAUGCCUUUAUGUGGUUCUUUUAACAGUGAGCAAUAAGAGAACCACGCUGUCACAAAAUGUUUUGAAAAGAAGUAAAAUAGUUCUACAGGUGCAUCUCAAUGAAAUUCAAUACAACGAAAAGCAAUUUAUAUCAGCAGUUCACCUCAAAAAGGGAAACUGGUAAGUUAAGAUUCACUGCACACACAGUAUUUGUAUAAUUUGUAUAUGAAAUUAACCUUUUGAAUUGAACUACUCAAGAAAGUUUUUCUACGAUAGGGCAACGUACUGAAAUGCACCUGUAUAUCUGAAAUAAAAACAGUUGAAAACAAUCUUCAUGAAUCAAGAAAAUGAAUUUCAUGAAUGAAGAAUCUUCAAUGAAUCUAUCUAUGCAAGUUAUAUAAUAUUUUCUUUUCAUCUUCUCAUCAUGUUUUACCCA